AUGCUUAUAGAUGAUGAUGAUGAUGCUACAUCGCCAUAUGGCAACUUACAUCUAGAAGAAAUAUCUAUUCCUUCAGAUGAUAAAAAUGAUAAUGAAGAAAGUCAUUCAUCAAAACUUGAUAGUGACGAUAUUAAUAUCGCUGAAUCCUCUCCAUCAAUAUCAUUUAAUCCAUUUAACAUCAGCAGUACUGAGGAGGAUUAUGAUGAUGAUGCUAAUGAACUCUAUAGUUCACAUGAACUAAGAACAACUUCAACAGCAAUAUCGCCAUUUCUAUGUGAUCCUUAUGAGUCAUAUGAUUGGGAAUCUUGA
Messenger RNA from Rotaria sordida, 309 nucleotides. The record is from the annotation of a GenBank genome assembly. Lineage: Eukaryota; Metazoa; Rotifera; Eurotatoria; Philodinida; Philodinidae.